Henningerozyma blattae CBS 6284 is the source of this 834-nucleotide messenger RNA. It is a transcript of the gene SWP1, whose product is annotated as dolichyl-diphosphooligosaccharide-protein glycotransferase. Lineage: Eukaryota; Fungi; Ascomycota; Saccharomycetes; Saccharomycetales; Saccharomycetaceae. The coding region runs from base 1 to 834 and encodes 277 amino acids. Gene Ontology annotation, biological process: protein N-linked glycosylation. Gene Ontology annotation, cellular component: oligosaccharyltransferase complex; membrane. The transcript has a single exon. The record is from RefSeq and is a predicted model, not a curated record.
AUGCAAUCUAUAUUACUAGCAUUCUUUGCUAUUAUUUCCUGUGUAUAUGCUACAAUCUCAGAUACAACUUUACAAUUCACAAAUGGUCCAAAAAAGGGUGAAUUGAUAAGCUUUGACCUUAUUGGAAUGGAAUCCCCAUUAGAAGGAAAAGUUUUUGUUGAAAAUAUGAAACAAAAGCUAAGUCUAUCCUUUAAAGCUGAUUCCACAUUAGUUCAAAAUUCUUUGUUAGUUGGAUAUCCAUCUGAAAAUUUAGAACAAACGUUCAUCGGAACAAUUGGUAAUGAUGACAAAUAUACUUUUGAUAUCGAUAUUUCUUCAUUCGCUCCAAUAUUAUUAAACUCGGCUGUUGUUGAAGAUAAGCCAUUAUUGAUUACUCUAGUAACUGCUUCUGAAUCAAAUCCGCAAGAUAAUUUAAUAAAAGAAUUAUUCUAUAUUGAGUUCAAUAAAAAUUUAGUUGCUGAAAUUCCAAAGUUUGAAAAUUCAAAUGGUAAAUUAGGCCCAAAAAAGGAAAUUUAUCAUGUCUUUAACACACCACCAAAGCAUGCAUCUAAAUUCCUUGCUACUAUCUUCUCUAUGAUUAUUUUGUCCUCAAUAUUGGGAUUAAUUGCAUCUUUUGCUUAUACUGGGGCCUUGAAGAUUGAUAAUUUACCAUCUGGGCUAAAUUUGAUCAGAUUUAUAAUUUUAACCUGUUUAACCGUAGGUUUUGAAUUUGUCUUCGUGAAAUACUACUUAGGUGUCAGUAUAUUUGAUACUUUGUUACAUGCAGGUUUUAUAUUCUUGCCUUUCUUAUUCUUAGGUACUAAAUUCUUAAGAACUUUUGGCAAUGAUAUUUGA